Liolophura sinensis is the source of this 3125-nucleotide messenger RNA. RefSeq names its product pre-rRNA 2'-O-ribose RNA methyltransferase FTSJ3-like. NCBI's taxonomy places the organism in Eukaryota, Metazoa, Mollusca, Polyplacophora, Chitonida, Chitonidae. Gene Ontology annotation, molecular function: rRNA (guanine) methyltransferase activity; rRNA (uridine-2'-O-ribose)-methyltransferase activity. Bases 71 to 2560 code for a protein of 829 amino acids. The transcript is spliced from 19 exons. Gene Ontology annotation, cellular component: nucleus; nucleolus; preribosome, large subunit precursor. The record is from RefSeq and is a predicted model, not a curated record. Gene Ontology annotation, biological process: maturation of 5.8S rRNA from tricistronic rRNA transcript (SSU-rRNA, 5.8S rRNA, LSU-rRNA); rRNA methylation; maturation of LSU-rRNA from tricistronic rRNA transcript (SSU-rRNA, 5.8S rRNA, LSU-rRNA).
UGUGGUUCGUGUAACGCAUGGAUUAUUGUUGUAAAUUGUGAAUUUGUGAGAGAAAGUUCAGGAAAACACCAUGGGGAAGAAGACUAAGAUUGGAAAGGCGCGAAAGGACAAGUUUUAUCAGUUAGCCAAAGAAACAGGUUAUCGUUCUCGGGCUGCCUUCAAACUGAUCCAACUGAACAGAAAGUUUGAGUUUCUGCAAAAGUCUCGUGUUGUUGUUGAUCUGUGUGCAGCCCCAGGAGGAUGGGCUCAAGUUGCCGCGGAAAACACACCUGUCUCGAGUGUUAUUGUAGCGAUUGAUUUGGUGCCCAUCAGACCAAUCCACAAUGUCACCUGUCUACAAGAGGACAUCACCACAGACAAAUGUAGACAGUCCCUGAAGAAAGAACUUCAAACCUGGAAAGCAGAUUGUUUUCUGAAUGAUGGAGCUCCAAAUGUCGGCAAGAACUGGCUUCAUGACGCCUUUCAGCAAACUGUGCUUACGCUACACGCCAUGAAACUAGCCACAGAAUUUCUGCGGAAGGGAGGUUGGUUUGUUACCAAGGUGUUCCGAUCCAAAGACUACAACGCUUUGUUGUGGGCUUUCCAGCAGCUUUUCAAGCACGUCCAUGCCACAAAGCCGCAAGCCUCCAGAAAUGAGUCUGCCGAGAUCUUUGUUGUUUGUCAGGGAUUCCUCGCCCCGGACAAAAUUGACCCCAAAUUUUUGGACCCCAAACAUGUUUUCAAAGAUGUGGAACCUGACACGAAAGCUGUGCCACUUAACAUGGUUCAUCCGGAGAAACGAAGGAAACAGACAGAGGGCUACCCUGAAGGGGACUACACGCUGUAUCACCCGGUCAGUGUCUCAGACUUCAUCCACAGUGACCAGUUUACAGAGCUUCUCUCAACCACAAAUGCGAUCACGCUGGACGAUGUCCGUGUGCUGAACCACAAACUGACAACAGAUGAGAUCAAGGAGUGCUGUAAAGACAUCAAAGUGCUUGGCAAAAAGGAACUCAAGUCUUUAUUGUCUUGGCGGAAAAAGAUGAAGCAGUAUUUAGAUGAGUUGGAGGGGAAGGUACCAGAGGACAAGAAAGAGAAGGCUGAGGAUGAGGCUGAGGAGGAAGAUGAGGAGGCAGAGAUUGAGAAACAACUGGCUGAGGCCAAGGACAGUGAGAGAAGGGCGCUCAAGAGGAAAUUGAAGAAAAUACGAGUGGAGAAAAACAAACUUCGUCACAAAAUGGAUAUGAAGAUGGUGAUCCCGGGAGAUGUCCAUGACUUCACGGACGAUGUGGGACUGUUUCACCUGGAUAAUCUGAAAAACAAAAAGCAAUUGGAGAAAAUGGAGGUUGAGGAGUUUAGUCUGGAUGAGGAAGAGGAGGGGUCAGAAGAGGAAGGGUUGUCACGGAGACCAUUCACGACCUUUGACCGUGACAACAAGGAUUACCUUGAACCUGACAGCUCUGAGGAGGAGGAGGGAGAUCUGGAGGGGGCGGACCUAGACAGUGACAGUGAUGAAGCUGACGACAUGGAGGAGAGUAAUCCACUAGUUGUCUCCCUUGAGGACAAACAAGUUCAAAGGUCACGAGAACUGGAUAGCUGGUUUGGCAAGGAUGUAUUUGCUGGAUUGGAAAACAAAGAUGAUGAAGCUGCAGAAAUUGAGAAGAUGACAGCUGAGUACAAAAAGAAAGGUGGAAUUGUGAUAGAGUCAAAAAAAUCAACGAAGGCAGAAAAAGAUAAAAAUACACGGGACAUAGUUUUAAAGAAAAAGCCACAUAAAGAAGACUCUGAUUCUGACUCUGGAAAUGAGUCAGAUUCCUCUGCUGAGUCAGACUCUGAUGCCAUGAGUGACUCAGUAUCUGAGUCUGACUCAGAUUCAGACUCAGAAGGAAGUCUGCCUGACUCUACCGCACAUACUGGCCCUGCCAUGAAAAAGAGGAAACUGAACAAUGCAAAUAAGGAUGGUUUUGAGGUGGUGUCCGAGAAUAUGGAAGGUAUAAAGCCUCACCUAGAUGCUGUUGGCUUGGCGAUAGGCGCUGCCAUGGCAACAUCUCAGAAACGGAAGCGUGAUAUCAUAGACCAGGCAUACAAUCGGUACUCCUUUGAAGAUGCAAAUUUACCUGACUGGUUUGCAGCAGACGAAAGAAAACAUCACAGGCGGCCACAUCCUGUAACGAAGGAGGAAGUUUUGCAGUACAAACAGAGGGAGAGAGAAAUAAAUGCCAGACCAAUUAAGAAAAUAGCUGAGGCUAAAGCGAGAAAGAAGAGGAAAAUGGUGAAAAAGCUUGAAAGAGCCAGAAAAAAAUCUGAAGCAAUUUGUGAUUCCAUGGAAGUGUCUGAAAGAGAGAAGUGGUCACAGAUAAAACAUAUUUACAAAAAGGCUGGACUAUUGAAAAACAAAAAGAAGGAACUGACUUAUGUGGUGGCAAAGAAGGGCAUGGGCAAGAGGGUUCGACGACCAGCAGGGGUUCAAGGGCAGUUCAAGGUUGUGGACCCAAGAAUGAAGAAAGACACACGGAAAGUGAACGCCAGAGAAAGGAAGUCUGGAAAGGGCAAAAAGGGAAAGGCUGGAAAGAAAAGAUAAAAGUUUAAUAAAAUAUUCAGUGAAAUUUCGCGUGGAUUCUGGUUGGCAUGUGCCAGCCUUCAGUAAAACAUGGUGGUUCUAUUAGACAGGUGACAGGCUAAGACAGUGCCUAUUAAACAGCAAGUUCCGACACAUACAUGUAUGUUUUACUUUGGCCCGUGUACUUCAUAUUGUGUUCUAAAUCGUCCUUCACCAUAACUGUGGUGAGGGGAAAAGGAAAUGCUGUCCGUGUGUCUGUCCUACUAUGUGUGACACCUGAUCUUGUGAAUAAGAUGUCAUAAGUAGUUUUCAAUCAGUCAAGUUCAUAGUUACACAGUGGCUUAAGGUGAGCGAAGGGAUGAUAGGUAUUGAUUCUCUUCACCCUGCAUAAGACUGUUAUAUCUGUCCUUGCAAACAAUAGUUUUAAGACUUUUCAACCAAACACAUUCGUACGUACAUAAUGGUGAGGGAUCAGUACAACGUAUGGUUAGGAUUGAUUGUCAUACCUCUGUGUAAAGCGGUAUUUCUGCAUGUCGAAGCGUGCUAGGGUAGCGUAAUGACCCAGGAGCCUCUCACCAAUGCGGUC